CGCCAGUGACGGCUGCGGCCGCGACGGCACUGGUGGCGGAAGCUACGCCGGCGACGUAACGCCCACCACGUAUUGCCUAGCGGGAACCCCAGCGAUGACGCUGCAUCAGCAGCCACAGCUUGGGUCCUACGCUUUGCCCCUUCCCAUAAAAGCGGAUCGCGAGGUUGCCGUACAUGUCGCCCCCGCCGCCGGAUUACGACAUCCGUACAAUGUUGGCCCCGAGCAUGACGUCAGCACUGGUAGUGCCGGUGACUCCGGCGGCGGAAUCGGCGGCGUCGGAAAUCGUGUUCCUCCGUUGCAGUUGCCUCGGUCUGCACCUCUUGCCGGUGCCGGAGCCGGCUUGGAGACUGCAGACCGCUGGCUGCUGCAGCCGCUGCCAGCGACGCAGCUGCAUCAGCAGCAACAACAGCAGCAUCCAGUGGUGGGCCCCACGCUCCUCAUGGCCUCUCCAGCUGCACAGCAUGGGUUGCUGCCAACCUCAGAUCCCACGGCGCAGCACAACAGCGGCUACAUGGGUAGAGCCCGUUCUCUACCUCCAGCUCCCUCCCGGGUCCCCUUCGGUCGCGGCAGCAGCUGGACCGGCGGCAGCAGUACUGGCGGUGUAACCGACGGUAGCGGCUUCAGGGGCGGCGGCUGCUACAGCGGCGGCGGCGGCGGCUUCAGCGGCGGUGGCGGACCGGCGGAUGCGGCUCGGCGUCUACUAGCCCCAGCGAGCGCGCUUCACGCAGCGGUCUACCUGCCACCGAGUACCUACCUCGAGCGGCUAAGCAUCAAGAUACAUAACCGCCGACCCGACCAACUGCCAACCGACAUAGCGGCGCCGAUGACUGACUGGCUGGCAGGAGCCGGUGCUAGCAUGGUACAGGGCUUCAUUCGCCCCGGUUGCACCCAUCUGAUCUUGGACGUGUUGCAUGGAGAUCAGGAGAGGCUGGUUUCGGAGCUGUGUGGAGGAGGAGGUGGCGCAGACCCACGGGUCGCUGCGGAGCGGCUAGUGAGGGCGGUGCUGGGUUGUCCCCGCCUGGACUCCACAUGUCAUUUGCACAUGCAGUGCGGUGAUAAGAUGUUGGCUAUCAACGGAAGUCGGGUCGAUCUGCGACGGCGGCUGGGAAGGCCAGUCGCGGCUCCGCCGCCAGUAGCAACUGCACCAACCGUCGACACAGCGUCAGGGAGGGGCGCCACACCCAGCACAACACCGCCACCAGCACAGCGUGCUGCUCCUGAUCUCGAGGAACCAUACGCUGACCCGUGGGUCAAUCCCGAGCUGUUUGGUGUUUCACCGCUCGCGGUUGUUGCAGGCCAAGGCUUCGCAUUGGAAUUGGCGGGCCGAGGCCUAGCAGUACGGCCCGGUACGACAUACCACGUGCGCUUCCGAGGCAGGCACCUUGCCGUGCUCCAUGGCGACGACCUGCGUACGACAGAAGAUGUAGAGGUCAGUGGUGACGACGUGGCGGCGGCGGCGGACGCUGAUGAGUGGGGGAGCGGCGAUUGUGCGGCGCUUGUGGCCGAUGCAGGAAUCGCAGCCGCCGGCACCGCUACCUCUGUACCGUACACGAGGCAUGGAGACGUCGACGACGGUUUGUACGGCGGCGGCCGCCGUGUUUUCAGCGGCGACGGCGCCAGCAGCGGUGGCGAUUACUGUAGCUGUGGCCCGGAGGAAGAGGUGGGGCUCUUGCUUGUGGAGCCUCCGUUGCACGCAGG
Messenger RNA from Astrephomene gubernaculifera, 1698 nucleotides. The record is from the annotation of a GenBank genome assembly. NCBI's taxonomy places the organism in Eukaryota, Viridiplantae, Chlorophyta, Chlorophyceae, Chlamydomonadales, Astrephomenaceae.